UGGUGGUGCAACGUCCUCCUGCACUCACAGGACGCAUGAGAGCUGAGGAUAGUCGGAGCAAACUGAAGCACAUUUGGUGUCCAAGUCAGUCUACCUCCCGGAGUGACCAUGAGAGUCCUGCUACUCAUCUGUCUGCCAGUUCUGCUGCUCGCCCAGGCUCAGUACCAAGAACGGUUUUCUUUUUUGGAGGACUAUGGCCCGGAUUAUUUUCCAGACUCUGAAAAUCCUGAUUCUCCUCCUGGAACCUUCCAGCAACAGGUUCGCCUCGAGCCAGUGGUCCGUCCAGAAAAAUCUGAGUCCGAUUUGGAGACGGAACCAACAGAGCCCGGCCCUCUGGACUGCAGAGAGGAGCAGUAUCCCUGCACCCGACUCUACUCCGUUCACAAGCCAUGCAAGCAGUGCUUGAACAGCCUCUGCUUCUACAGCUUGCGACGGGUGUACAUCAUCAACAAGGAGGUUUGCGUUCGGACUGUGUGCGCACAUGAAGAGUUGCUCAGAGCGGACCUCUGUCGUGAUCAGUUCUCUCGCUGUGGCGUAGCGGCGCUGAGCGGCCAGUGUGCAUCAAUAGGAGGAAGCUGCGGGAAGAGCUGUGGUGGCUGCUGAUUGAGAAGAGUUCAGGGACACUACCUGCCCAGACACUGCCGCUUUCUCUAUCACUCAUCCACAUCCUCUUCAUCUGUCUUUCUUCCUCCACGUUUCUCCACUUUGCCUUAUUAGUCCUUUUUUGUUGUGUUCAUAUUUUUUCUUUACACAUGUAUGUCUGCCCAGUAGAUCUGGUGUGUAUGGAUGAAUAACCUCCAAAAGAACAUUGAUGAUUGUAUGAAUCACUGGUGCUAUAAAAUAAUCACACUGGUGCAAUAAAAACUAGUAGAGAUGCACAUAAAACUG
Molecule: messenger RNA, 888 nt
Organism: Pseudoliparis swirei
Lineage: Eukaryota; Metazoa; Chordata; Actinopteri; Perciformes; Liparidae
Gene: mfap2
Product: microfibril associated protein 2
Exons: 9
Coding region: 109-603 (164 amino acids)
Biological process (GO): embryonic eye morphogenesis
Cellular component (GO): microfibril
Source: RefSeq, a predicted model, not a curated record